AUGGAUUCGGGGAAUAAAGGUCAGUUACAUCCGGAACAGAAGAAAUGGAAAGCGCCAAAAGGCCCAAAACCAGUUCAUCAUAAGAAUAAAAAUUUAAUAGGUUUAGGUAGAACAAUAGCAAAUAAAAGAUCAGAAGAAAAUGCUAUACAAUACUUACCAGAUGGUGAAAUGAGAUUCACUACAGACAAGAAAGAUCCAAAUUGGGUAAAACUAAGAUCAGUCACACAAGAGAAUGCUUUGGAUGAAUUUUUAAGUACUGCACAAUUAGCAGAUACCGAUUUUAGUGCUGAAAAAGGUCAACAAGUCAAAAUUAUAAAAGUUGGAAACACAAAUAUAGUAAAUACAAAUGGUUUAUUAACCACUGAUGAAAUGUUAGCAAUGAGACAAAAGCACAUGAUGUUUGAAAACAAACUUACAAUUCCAAAAAGACCAAAAUGGAAUAAAAAUCAAAGUAAAUUAGAAAUUGAGAGGCAAGAAAACUUAUCAUUUUUAUCAUGGAGAAGAGAUUUAGCAAAUUUAACAGAAAAUAAUGAUUUAUUACUAACCCCAUUCGAACGAAAUUUGGAAGUUUGGAGACAAUUAUGGAGAGUUGUUGAAAGAUGUGAUUUAGUGGUGCAAAUUGUUGAUGCAAGAAAUCCAUUAUUUUUCAGAUCAAUAGAUUUGGAGAAAUACGUUGAUAGUUUUAAUGAAACAAAUGACUCAAAUCAUCAAAAAAGGAAUUUAUUGUUGGUGAACAAAGCUGAUUUAUUAACAAGAGAUCAAAGAAUAGCAUGGGCUCAAUAUUUAAAAGAGAAGAAUAUUAAUUAUGUAUUUUUUUCAGCUGCAAAAGCUAAUGAAUUACUAGAAAAAGAAAAAGAAGAAAUGGAACAAAUAGAACAAAAACAAGACUUAAAUGAUACAGUAAUGGAAGAAAUAGAAGAUGAAUCAAUAAAAAUUCUCAAAAUAGAAGAAUUAGAACAAUUAUUCAUGGAUUCAGCGCCAAAAUUUGAAGAAGAUCCAGAAUAUCCCGAUAGAAAAUUACAAAUUGGUUUAGUUGGUUAUCCAAAUGUUGGUAAGUCGUCAACCAUUAAUGCGUUAAUAGGUUCCAAAAAGGUAUCAGUUUCAUCAACACCAGGUAAAACCAAACAUUUUCAAACUUUACAUUUAACUCCUCAAGUACUAUUAUGUGAUUGUCCUGGUUUAGUAUUUCCAAAUUUCGCUUACACUAAUGCUGAAUUAGUAUGUAAUGGUGUAUUACCAAUCGAUCAAUUAAGAGAACAUAUCCCACCAACUGCUUUGGUAUGUCAAAGAAUACCCAAAUUUUUUUUGGAAGCAGUUUAUGGUAUUCAUAUCCCAAUACAAAAAGUUGAAGAUGGAGGUAAUGGAGAAUACCCUACAGCAAGAGAAUUAUUAAACGCGUAUGCAAGAGCAAGAGGUUACAUGACACAAGGUUUUGGGGCAGCUGAUGAACCAAGAGCUGCAAGAUAUAUACUAAAAGAUUAUGUUAAUGGAAAAUUAUUGUAUGUAAAUCCACCACCAGUAAAAUUGGAGAAUGGAGAAUGGCAAUUACUUAAUUUAUCAGAAAGUAGAGAAUUCAAUAAGGAAUUAUAUAACUUACAGCAUUUACCAGAAUCAAGACAACAACAAAUAGAACAUGCGAUGAAAAUUAGGGGGAUACCAAUACAUGAAUUUGAUUUGAAGAAAGAUUUAGCAAAAUUGAAUUUCUCAAUGCAUAUAGGAGGAGAAAAUAACAUAGAUGAAAACACCACUACAACACCAAAGACUUUAUUCUACGGUGGUAAACAAGCUAAAUUAGAAAGCGCAGGUGAUGAUUUGGAUGAAGAAUUUUUCGCAAUGAAUAAUAUAGAAGGUAAAAUUAACUCACCAUUCCAUAAGAAGACUAUAAGUUUACCCACUAAAUCUGAUAAGAAACAUAAUAAAAAGAAUAAGAAGCAAGAUAAGAAACUAAGGGUUGUUGGGUAUUAA
This is a messenger RNA of Lodderomyces jiufengensis, 1965 nucleotides long. Its product is annotated as putative GTPase. The transcript has a single exon. The record is from RefSeq and is a predicted model, not a curated record. Gene Ontology annotation, cellular component: cytosol. Gene Ontology annotation, molecular function: GTPase activity; GTP binding. Bases 1 to 1965 code for a protein of 654 amino acids. NCBI's taxonomy places the organism in Eukaryota, Fungi, Ascomycota, Pichiomycetes, Serinales, Debaryomycetaceae. Gene Ontology annotation, biological process: ribosomal subunit export from nucleus.